CGCUACUAGGAGACCAUUAGCACUGCUAGAAACCUACAUCAAGAGUCCAUGACAAUUUUAUCAAAAUUAAUUUAAUAACUUUUACUGAUAUAUGAACUGUAAAAAAAUAUUGGAGAGUAUCCACUAGAAAAUCUGAAGAUCCGUCAUCAAACGCUUAUCAAAUAACGUUAAUAUCUAAUCUGAAGAAAUAUGGAUCCUAGACACAGGCAGAUUCUUCAAACAAACCUUCCGUAUCUUCUUGCAAACAUCAAACUGACAUCGACCUUCUAUGCAGAAGCAAGGAACCUUGAGCUCCUUUCCUACGACAUGAUAGAUGCGAUAGAGACGAGCCGAGACCCAAGUGCCCGCGCAACUGCACUGUUAGAUAUGCUUCAACGCCCUAAUACGUUCUACGCCUUACUAAAAGCCCUUGAGCGUUCUGGGCAGAAGCACCUCGUGAGGCGCCUGAAGAAUGAUGACGAUGAUUUCAUGAAAGACAAGGCCAUUCAGGUUCCUGAGAAUCCACCGUCCAAUGUAGUAAAAACAUUGAAGAAACACAAACUCCUCAGAAAAUACCACGAGAGGGAUAUUUUUGAACUGGCGAGAUCCUUAGAUCCAGUAAUAAACGCCGCCAAGGCAACCCUAAGUGCGACCAUAGCUGAUUUGGAAGACGAAAUCCGUGAAUUAAAACGUGUUAUCCCCGCAGAAAAAGCAGACGACACAACCGCUAAAAUGUCUCUGAGAAGGAGAAUAUAUGGAAAGAUCGGAGAUAAUUAUAAAAAUGAUACUUGGAUGUUGGCCGCAACUAAUAUUCAAAUUGAUAUGCUGAAUAAGAGACUAGGAGAUGAAAUAAUAAAUGACAACGACCCAACAUACAAAGAAAUAGAGAAAACGAUAGACUUGUACAUGUACCAAGAACUUGAUCACCACUCAAAGCGUCUGGAAUCACUGACAUUAAACAUUAACUAUCUUUUGAAUAAAAUGGAACAAUCAAAUCAAACGAAGAUGGUUAUUCAAACAAAUAACAAAGUAUUAGCCCAAGAGCAGUCAAAAAUAGGGAAACUACUUGAAAGCUAUACCGGAGAGAAUUUCAUUAAGAGUAAAGAUCUUGGUGAGAUUCUUCAAAAAGUUAUCCAUGAUGCUGAAAAGUAUAAACAAGAAAAUAAAACACUGCGAAGAAGGACUAUAGAUGCAGAAUACGAAACUAGGGUCAAUCGCGAGGCAUACAGUAGUCUCUCUGCAACACUUCAAAAAGUGCAACAGAAUUAUGAUACGCUGAGGCAAGAAAUGCUGUCUCUGAGUAAGCCCCCGCCGGAAGACCGCUCUGGUCGUGUAUCACCAAACUCAAGGAUGCGCAUGGCAAGAUCACCAUUUCCGGCAAUACCAGAAGAUAAUGACGUUCAAUCCGAUACGAACGAAGAUAAUGACAAUGAAAGGACGAAUUCACCCGAACGCUUAAAUACUCCAUUGUCAGCAAAAAGUGAACCGAUUUAUUCACCCUUACAAAAGCAGGAAUACCGGAGAAAACCAAAAGAAAGAAUGUGCCAUACAUCUCCUUACAAUACACCAAGGAAUACGCCAUCACCCGUGGAAAACCCACACAGGCAUACACUUUUCUUGCCUCCGAUUUAA
Molecule: messenger RNA, 1611 nt
Organism: Owenia fusiformis
Lineage: Eukaryota; Metazoa; Annelida; Polychaeta; Sabellida; Oweniidae
Source: the annotation of a GenBank genome assembly